AAAAUUAUUUUUAAUUUGAUUUUGAGAUAAUUAUUAACAUUCUUUAAAUUAUCACAAAUCGUAUUAUGAUCAAAUGUUUAAUGGACAUGACUGUCAUGGUAAAGAUCUAAAACAAAAUUUUUGUGGGAGAGGAAGAAAAAAAAUUAUCAUAAAUCAAAUGAAAAAAAACAUAUUAAAGCGAAGAAAAUAUUAUUGAAAAAGGAAAAGUAGCAUGUGAAGGGUCCAUGUGGCAGUACUGGAGUGGGUGUUGGCGAAUUGGAGUGUGGUACCUUGCGUAGUUGCAACGAAGGGAGUUGAUCAAAAUCGUAUUCCUCUCCCUCACGUUGUUGCGAUCUUCUUGCUUUGCAUCCGUAACUAACCAACAUGGCAAAUCGCCACACAAUUAUUCUGAUGCAGGCCUCUACGAACCGAGCAACUAGGACAUUUAUGGAUUUUGAAUCAAUAACUCAGGCCAUGGGUGGCAUAUGUGCAUUGUAUGAAAGGAAAUUGAAGGAGUUAAAUCCGACCAUCAGAAAUCUCUCUUAUGAUAUCGUGGAUCUCUACAACUUCAUAGAUGGUCUUGCAGACAUGAGCGCAUUAGUUUAUGAUCAUUCAAGUCAUGCUUACGUGCCACAUGAUCGACAGUGGAUUAAGCAACGAACAUUUCAACAUUUGAAGAAACUGCUACGUUGAUUGAUAUGUGGCAUCCUUCAAUAAUCCAAUUUCAAGCUAUUUAAUGUAAAGAUAAUCAAGAAGUGUAGAACAUUGUUUAUCUAAUGUUAUUAUGCGGGCUAUGCUCUAGUCAGUAUGUUGUUUAACAUAACAAUUUAACUCGCUCUUGAAUUGGACAAAUGGCAGAGAUGCUUUCUAAAUUGUUCUUAUUUA
Messenger RNA from Glycine soja, 864 nucleotides. Its product is annotated as enhancer of rudimentary homolog. The coding region runs from base 364 to 672 and encodes 102 amino acids. Lineage: Eukaryota; Viridiplantae; Streptophyta; Magnoliopsida; Fabales; Fabaceae. The transcript is spliced from 4 exons. The record is from RefSeq and is a predicted model, not a curated record.